ACAGAUGUUGAAACAGUCAGACAACUCGAGGCAGCCGCUCUCCUUUCCUUUCAUGGAACUUUUUGCAGUAUGUGAAACCCAGGUAGAAGUGAGCAAAAGAUGGUCGUAGUGUAGAGGGACUGGGAAGUGGGAAGAGCUUCAUCAUUCAUUGCCGAGUUUCUCAAUGGAUACAGAGGAUUCGUCGAUCACCAACCAAGUUUUUCCAAUGGAGGCAUUCAAUCAUGGUGCAUGGUGGGGAGCAAGGAGCGUCAGAAUCCAAGAAGGAAGGGUUAUUGUGGAUUUUGAUAAUCAAAACCUUUGCAGUCAGGAAACGUCCCUUGAUAAGCUCAGGUGGAGGUCAAGGAAAGCAACGCCAUCCGACUGUGGCUAUUUCUUAAAACCUGGGGUAGAAGUUGCUGUAUUAUCAUCAUCUCCCAGUGCCAUUUCCAAGGGAGACCACAACUUGGCAUUGCGUGAUGCUAAAAUUAUUUGUGUAAAGAGAGAGCCACAUCAAGAUCAAUGCACAUGCAGUUACUUUGUGAAUUUCCGUAAAACUCAAGAUCGACCUACAAGGCAUGGUGUAUAUGCAAGAAAUAAAGUAAUGCAAUCAGUCAGUGAUUUUUUUAUACUGCAAAAAUUGCGUACAAGACCAUGUAAAGUGGAAAGGUUGCAAAGAGAGCAUUUUGAAGAUUGUCAUUCACUGUGUAUCAGUAAACUGACAAGUGGAAAUUGGCGAGCUGAGAUUUCAUGGUUAGUUGUAAUUUCUAUUCUGAGAGGUCUAGAUUUUGAUCUGAAGCUUAAAAAAAACAAAACAAUAUAUGUGAUAUCAAACAAAUUUAAGGGCUCAUAUGAUGGUAGGAGUGUAAUGGCUAUUAGUUUCGAAUGGUGUAGUGGGAUUCUGAAACCGAAAUUUGAGCCAUUUGAUGAAGAUGCAUUGGCAAUGGCAAUCAUUCCAGUGGAUGUCGACUCUGUUGAUAAGGGAGAGAGAUAUGUAUCACAUUAUAAUGUUAUUGGCCCAAGACGAUCUCAGCGCCAACGGAAAUGCCCAGACCGCUUUGUGAGCUAUGGUUUUGAGUCUGUUUAUGAUAAUCAGAAACAUGAAGAAGCCGGUUGCUUGAAUGAAGAAGAAGAAGAAGAAGCCGAAGAAGAAACUCUUCAUCAAAUUCUUGGCCGUCUGUAUAUUAAGAAUAGGAACAAGAGAAAGCAUACAGAUUGUGUUGUUUUUGAAGAUGACGGAGGGGGAAAAAGUUUCUACCAAAGUAAGUUAAGUAACAGAAACCUGGAAGCAAUACCUCAAAUUCUUGAGGGAGGAAUAUGUGUAGAAGUCUCUUUUCCAGAAGAAAAUACUCACAUGACUAAUAAUAAGUUGGUCAGUUUCUCUAACUUCAUGGAGUUGAAACAGUCUGAAGGUCAAACUAUGGUGCCAGAACAUCUUCUGAUCUGUGACAUUGGGUCUACUCAUAAUAUUGACCAUAGAAUAUCUUGCUACCUAAAUGAGAACAAACUGCCUGCUGAAGCUGAUGAGUACAUUAUCAAGGAAAACUGGAAACGAAGAAGACACAUACAUAAUGAUGUUUUUAUGGGUAGAGAUCUUAAGCAACAUAAUGAAGAUGACCAUGCUUCUGUACCUGACAGCUUCACAUCCAUGAUGGAGAAUUUCCCAGGUUCUAAAAAUGCUCAUAACCAGAAGGUCAUAGAAGCUGCAUCCGAGGACCACAACUUCUACAAGAUCCCAAAGCAUCAGAAAAAAACAAAAUCAACCAAAGAAGGAAAAGUAAAUGUGAAGUUUUCACACAGGUCACAAAUCCAAGGUGGAAAAAGUUCUAGCCCAAAGCUUUCAGACGGCAAAUCACAGACUGUUCAAGGAAAAAUUACAUAUGUUGGUGCAGCCAACAGUUCCUCUAUGAAGAAACAAGGAAAGCCAUACACGUCACAUGGAAGACAAGCAUAUAGUUCUAUAGUUAGAAAUAAUUAUUUCAAUAAAGGAAUGUCCAAAAAUCUUUUUCACUUGCAGUGCAAUAAACGAUUAGAAGUGCUUCGGCAGGUCAUUGACUGUGAGCAAAGAAUGCUGCCACUGCCUGUUAGUGCUCGGUGGGAAAUGAUGAAAAGAUCAAAGCAAAGAAAUGUUUCCAUAAAUGUUCUCCAGUGGUCUCCACCCACUGAAGUUGAGAACACCGACUCUGACCUUGAUAGUUUGUGGGAAGAGUUGGAACAUAUCUCAUUACAUGUUCCACACUCUCCAAUCAAUGAGGAGUCAGGCACAGAAUUCUUGGAUAUUGUAAGGGAGGGUUCAAUACCAAGUUGUGAACACAAAUAUGUUCUGGAUGAAGAAAUUGGGAUCAUAUGUGAACAUUGCAAGUUUGUAAAGCUGGAGAUUGGCUAUACUUUGCCACCUUUUAACUCUUGUUUAAAUCUGAGCGAGGACUUAACUGGUAAAGAAUGGAAUAUGAACAGGCUUUCUGAAUUAGAUGAAGACCUGCCCGGGAAGUUUAACUUAAGAAACAUAACUAAUAAUUCAGCCAGAUCUGAAGAUGUUUGGUCCCUGAUACCAGACAUGAGAAGCAAGCUUCAUGUCCAUCAAAAGAAAGCUUUUGAGUUUAUAUGGAAAAAUAUUGCUGGAUCGGUUGAGAUAGGAGAGAUGGAUCAUACAUCCGGCAGGGCAGGUGGUUGUAUAAUCUCACACUCUCCCGGGACUGGGAAGACACUUCUUGUUAUAGCGUUUCUUAAAAGCUACCUCAGUUUGUUUCCAGGGAACAGGCCCCUAGUAUUAGUUCCAAAGGUUACACUCUAUACUUGGACAAGGGAGUUUGAGAAAUGGGAUAUGUCAGUUCCCGUAUAUGAACUCUAUGCAACCCGUGAUUAUCAGGUUAUGAAAUCCAGGAAAGGUGAAGCAUCAAAUGGUUUGCUCGGUGGUCUAAAGCUGCCUGUUGGCAUGAAGCGGAUCAUGGAUUGCCUUGAGAAACUGUGCAAAUGGCAUGAAAGCCCGAGCAUAUUAUUAAUGAGUUACUCAUGUUUUUCCUCUUUUACAAGUCCGAGAAAGUCAGACAAUGAUUUGACUCGAAAGAUAGCAGGAUUGCUAUGCAGAAGACCUGGGAUUCUAAUCCUUGACGAGGGACAUAAGCCAAGGAGCAUCGAGUCAAUAUUGAGGAAAACCCUGAUGAAUGUCACUACAAAUCUGAGAAUUCUGCUUUCAGGCACUCUAUUCCAGAACAACUUUGAAGAGUACUUCAAUUCUCUUUGCUUAGCAAGGCCAGCAUUCAUCCAGGAGGUUCUCAAUGAAUUCCAACCAGCCAUAUCAGUGAGCAAAUCGGUUAGGAGACCAAGUGCAAGAGAGAGAAGAAAUACGGCAAAAGAGAAGCUUGCGAGAAGCAUCUUCAUAGAAGAAAUUGCUAGCCGAAUUAACUCAGAAGAAGAAGAAGACAGGAAGAAUGGCCUGGAGAAAUUGCACAGAAUGACUGAUGGCUUUAUAGAUGUGUAUGAGGGCCGGCUUCUAGAUAGUCUUCCAGGAUUACACACUUACACAAUCUUGCUGAAGCCAACACUUCUGCAACAGAAAAUAUUGAGCAAACUUGAGACUCUGAAAAACAAGUUGUCCCUUGAGAUUGAGCCAAUGAUCACAAGUGCGGCAAUACAUGUUUGGCUGGUCAAAACAAUAUCCAACUCCGGUAAGUUUUUCAGUAGGAGAGACCUUGACAUUGACAAAUAUAAGACUGAUAUCAACCACGGAUCGAAAAUAAGAUUUAUCGUUGAUCUUCUUAAGCUAUGCGUUCAUGAGAAAGAGAAGGCCUUGAUAUUUUGCAGGUACAUUCCUCCAAUAUACCUUCUCGUUGAGAUUUUUUCGAAGAUUUUCCGAUGGGAAAUCGGUAAAGAGGUACUGGUGCUUCAAGGCAAUCAGGACACCGUCGAACGUUCCAUAAUAAUGGAUAAGUUCAGUGACCGUGAGGGUUGUUGCCACGUAUUGCUUGCAUCCACAACUGCAUGCUCUGAAGGCAUCAAUCUGACUGCUGCGUCGCGGCUUGUUCUAUUGGAUUCAGAAUGGAAUCCUUCUAAAACGAAGCAAGCUAUUGCAAGAGCAUUUCGAUUGGGCCAAGAGAAGAUCGUGUAUGUCUACCGCCUGCUUGCAGCAGGAACACUUGAAGAAGAGAAGCAUGAAAGAACUGCCUGGAAAGAGCUGCUGUCGAGAAUGGUUUUUCGUUGUGAAGAUAUCAGCGGAUCUUCUUACAAGCAAACUAAGCACAUUGAAGAUGAUAUGCUAAGAGAGCUGGUGGAGCAUGAUCACGCCAAGAUGUUCCAUUCUAUAAUGAAGCAUGACAACUUGGUUGAAAAUACUGAUCACGUCGCAUUCUGAUCAUCCCCGUAUAAAUUUUUGCUUUUUUAUUUUUCUGCCUUGGUAUACCAUAUUUUAUCUGCGGUAUCAGAGGGACAACUUGGAAGAUGCUCACUCUCUUGGUGGCAUCAAGGAAACCACAAUUACCAAGACCGAUUCUAUAUAAAUAUUGAAAUUUCUUAAUUAA
This is a messenger RNA of Nymphaea colorata (pocket water lily), 4493 nucleotides long. Its product is annotated as SNF2 domain-containing protein CLASSY 1-like. NCBI's taxonomy places the organism in Eukaryota, Viridiplantae, Streptophyta, Magnoliopsida, Nymphaeales, Nymphaeaceae. The transcript has 6 exons. Gene Ontology annotation, biological process: gene silencing by siRNA-directed DNA methylation. Gene Ontology annotation, molecular function: ATP-dependent chromatin remodeler activity; ATP binding. Bases 164 to 4327 code for a protein of 1387 amino acids. The record is from RefSeq and is a predicted model, not a curated record.